GCUCUCUGUGAGCUAGCAGUUUCCCGGAAGUAGCGAGGACAGAAGCGAAGUAGCUUGUUUUAAGCGUUUACCAGACAGAAAGCAGCUUCAAACCCGCGGAUGCAGAGCUGAACAGAGACAUGCCUUAAUGUAUUUCAUCCCUGAAGCCAGCAUCGACGGUGCGACCUCCCGUUCGUACAGCAUCCAGAUGAGGAGCGCUGGCAGCACGCAGCCUACGCACAGACGAGAUGCUGGAGUCUGGAUUCAAACCAAAAGCCUUCUCUACAAGAACAUUCUCAUCAAGUGGAGGACAAAGCAGCAGAGCCUCCAGGAGCUCAUCCUCCCUCUUCUGCUCCUGGGUCUCCUCAUACUCAUCAGCAUCCUCAAUCCUCAUAUCUAUUAUGAAGGCAUCGACACCAAGGAGCUGGAGAAUGACAUCUCCUUCAAGGAUGUGGAGGUCCUGGGCUACACACCCCCCACCAACAUCACCUCCCACAUCAUGGAGGAGGUGGCUCUGGUGUUGAACUUGCAGGACCGCCUUCACGUGUUUGACACUGAGGAGGACCUGGAGAACGACAGCCUACACAGGCCGUCCAGUUUCAUCGGUGUGGUGUUUUUGGACAGCUCUGCCAUGUCCUACAGUCUGCGCUUUCCCCACAACAAGGUGCCGCUUCCCAGUGACUUCACAGAGUCCAUUGCUGGCUGCUUCAGCGAGUCGAUCAACUGUAGGGCCGCUAACUACUGGUACUCUGGGUUCGUCCUCCUCCAGACCCAAAUCGACGCUGCAAUCAUUGAGAUGCAGACAAGGCGCUCGGUGUGGAACGAGAUGAAGGUGAAUGUGGUAAUGAUGGGUCAGCCUGGCGCCGUGGAGGUGCACAAGUUCUCCCAUGCUCUCAUCUCCAUCUACCUUGUUCUGGCUUUCACCCCUUUCGUCACCUUCCUAAUCGUCAAUGUAGUAGCUGAGAAAGAGCAUCGUCUCAAAGACACUAUGAACAUGAUGGGACUCUAUAACACAGCCUUCUGGUUGUCUUGGGGCCUCCUGUAUGCUGCUCUAGUGACCGCCAUGUCCGUCCUGAUGGCCAUCAUUGCCACCUUCACAGCACUGUUUCCUAAUAGUGACUUCUUCAUCAUCUGUUUCUUCAUCUUCCUUUAUGGAAUCUCAUCUAUUUUCUUCUCCUUCAUGCUGACUCCACUGUUCAAAAAGCCCAAAGUGGCGAGCACGGUGGGCUCCAUGCUGACCGUGGUGUUUGGCUGCCUGUCUCUCUUCACCGUGCUUAUGAAGGACUUCCCUCAGCCACUGGUGUGGCUUCUGUGCCUGCUGUCGCCCAGCGCCUUCUCAAUUGGCAUUGCACAGGUGGUUUAUCUAGAGGCGCAAGGAGAUGGAGCAGUGUUUUCCUCACUGACCAGUGGUCCUCAUCCACUCUACGUCCCUCUGGUUAUGCUGGUUCUGGAUUGCAUCCUCUACCUUCUGUUGGCCAUCUACCUGGACCAAGUACUGCCAGGCGAGUUUGGAAUGAGGAGAUCCUUGGUCUACUUCUUGCAGCCAUCCUACUGGUCCAGGCACAGAAAGCGCUACGUUAAAGUAACCUCAGUGUUUGAGACGGAAACCAACGGCAUUCCAGACUCCACUGACCAGUCUGACGAGUCUAACGAGUUUGUGGAGCCCGUUUCCUCCGAGUUUAGAGGAAAAGAAGCCAUUCGGAUCACAAACAUCGGGAAAUCUUUCAAGGACAAGGACGGCAUGGUAGAAGCUCUGAAAGACAUGACCUUUGACAUCUACGAGGGCCAGAUCACCGCUCUUCUGGGGCACAGCGGGGCUGGGAAAUCCACGCUUAUGAGCAUCCUGUGUGGCAUCUGCCCCCCCACAACAGGCUCCGCCUCCAUGUUUGGCUCUCCAAUCACAGAGAUGGCAGAUGGCGCAGAGAUGAAGCAGCUGGUGGGAGUCUGUCCGCAGUUUAACAUCGUCUUCGACGUGCUCACCGUGGAGGAGCACCUUGGUGUUUUUGCCGCCAUCAAAGGAAUCCCGCCAGCAGACGUGGACUCGGAGGUUAGCAAAGUGCUGAAGGAUCUCGAGUUGGACAAAAUAAGGAGCGCUCAGGUCAAGAAUCUCAGCGCAGGCCAGAAGAGGAAGCUCUCCGUGGGCAUCGCCAUCCUCGGGGAUCCCAAAGUCCUGCUGCUGGAUGAACCCACAGCGGGUAUGGACCCCAGCUCCCGGCACCAGGUGUGGUCUCUGCUGAAGAGCCGCCGCGCCGGCCGGGUCAUUGUGCUCAGCACGCACUAUAUGGACGAGGCAGACAUCCUCGCAGAUCGGAAAGCUGUGAUUUCACAUGGGCAGCUUAAAUGUGUGGGCUCCUCCUUGUACCUGAAGACCAAGUGUGGAGUGGGCUACCAUCUCAGCAUGUCUAUCAAAGAGGACUGCGAUGCUGACAAGAUCACAACGUUGGUCCAGAGCCACACUCCCAAAGCACACCUGUCCCGACGGCAGGGGGCGGAGCUAACAUUCACACUGCCAUUUGAAAGCGUGAACACGUUUCCAGACCUGUUCUCGGCGCUUGACUCGCAGCCACAGGCAGGAAUCAUUCACUAUGGUGUUUCUAUGACAACGCUGGAAGAUGUUUUCCUGCGCUUGGAGGCAGAGUUUGACGUGGAUCAAGCUGACUACAGCGUGUUCAGUAGGGAGCAGACGGAGGAGGAGGCCGACGGUGUCUGUGUGGACGACGCAGACCAGCGGCUACUUGCCUUCUCAGACAGCGGGAUGGACACGGUGUCGGGUCGAGCCCUCUGGGGUCAGCAGUUCAGCACGGUGGCCUGGCUGCACAUGCUCAACAUGUACCGGGAGUGGAAGGCCUUUGCUCACACACUCACCUUGUUCCUGCUCUUCGUUGCUGCCGUCUUCGUCGUGUCUGUGGUCACCGGGCACAUCCAGUUCAACUCCUCGGAGCGGCAGCUUUCGCCUGUUUACCUCCUCAGAAGAAACCAGGUGUCCAGGAGAUAUCAAACCCCCCUACUGGUCCAGAACUCCACCGGCUCUGACAUCUCUGACUUUCUCCACAACCUGGAGUCUCAGGAUAUCCAAGUGGAGCUGAUGACGCAGAGCGACUACAUGUCUGCAGCUCCUCACAGCGCCGCCAUCCGUGUCACUCGACCCAAAAAGGACUUCCAGUACACCAUGGCCUUCAACAGCACCACUGUGCACGCUCUGCCAAUGGUGGUCAACAUCCUGAGCAAUGCUGUCCUGAGAGGACUGAACGGAACCGGCCAGAUCCGAACCUGGACCAAACCGUUUGACUUUAAAAUCCCGGACGCCGCCUUGUACGCCCUGGUCUUCAUCGAGGCCAUCAUGUUGGGAAUGCUGGCGGGGGGGAUGCCGGCGUAUUUCGCAAUGGAUCACACGCGAGACCAAGAGAUCAAGUGUCGCUCCACGCUCCGAGUCUCCGGUCUGCUGCCAUCGGCGUACUGGUGCGGUCAGGCGGCCGUGGACAUCCCCUUCUUCUACGUGAUCCUGUCCUGUAUGAACCUGGUCCUCUUCUCCUUCCACUCAGGCCACCUGCUCACCCCCACCAACCUGGCUUGUGUGGUCCUGUGCACGGUGGGCUUUGGCCCAGCCAUGAUCCUUUUCACCUACAUCUUCACCUUUGGGUUCACACGGGUCCAGAACAACAAGGACUUCUUUUCCUUCAUCUCCAUGAUGGUGUGCGUGGUGUCUGUCUCCAUGGUUCAGCUGUUUGUGAACGAAAGCCCUGACUUGACCAGAUCACUGCACAACGUCCUGUGCCUCUUCAACCCACUCUACCCACUCAUGGGCUGCCUGAGCUGCGUUACCAAGGCCACCUUCUUGCCUUCUUUCUAUGAGGAGAACUCGUGGUGGAAGAGCCUGCUCAUUUCCGUCAUAUCGCCCUACCUGCAGUGCAUCGUACUGCUCUUUCUGCUCCGCUGGCUGGAGAUGCGUUAUGGAGGGAGGGGCCUAAAGGACAACCGGCUGUGCAGGAUCUCAUCAAAGCAAAAACUGAAGCUGGAGCGGGGUCCAGAUGAAGGAGAGGAUGAAGAUGAGGAUGUUCGGAUGGAGAAGGCCAGAGUGAAGGAAGCCCUCACGUGCCAGUCCUGUCAGGAGAAGCCGGCCAUAGUUGUGAGCAACCUCAGGAAGCGGUUUAAAGGGAGAAAAGAAGGACUUUCUUUCAGCAAAAACACCAAAGAUGUCAUUAAGAACGUCUCCUUCUGUGUUCAAAAAGGGGAGGUGCUGGGAUUGCUCGGUCCCAAUGGAGCAGGGAAGACUACCAUCAUGCACCUGCUGUCGGGUGACACUGAGGCCACGGCGGGCCAGGUGCUGUUUGGGGACUACGGCACUGACUUCCGUCCUGCAGACCUCCCCAUGGAACAUGUGGGCUACUGUCCACAGGUGAACCCUCUGUGGCCCAGAAUCACUCUGCAGGAACAUCUGGAGGUCUACGCUGCCGUGAAAGGCCUGAGAGGACACGACGUGCCCGGGAUCAUCAAACGUGUGGCGAAAGCUCUGGAGCUGGACGAUCACCUGCACAAACAAGCCAAGAGUCUGUCAGCAGGAGUCAAGCGCAAGCUGUGCUUCGCUUUGAGCAUGAUUGGAAACCCUCAGAUUGUUCUGCUGGAUGAGCCGUCAGCCGGGAUGGAUCCAAAGUCCAAACAGCGCAUGUGGAGGGCCAUCCGUGCUGCAUUCAGGAACUGCGGGCGUGGAGCCGUCCUCACCACACACUACAUGGAGGAGGCCGAAGCCGUGUGCGACCGCGUGGCCAUCGUGGUUUCAGGCCAGCUGAGGUGCAUCGGCUCCAUCCAGCAUUUAAAAGGGAAGUACGGCCGCGGGUACAGCCUGGAGGUGAAGCUCAGGGAGGAGCUCACAGGCCUCCAGCAGGUGGCGCAUCUGCACGACGAGAUCCUGCGGAUCUUUCCUCAUGCUGCGAGGCAGGAGAGUUUUGCGACUCUGAUGGUUUACAAGAUUCCCAUGGAGGACGUCUCGUCUCUGUCCUCAGCCUUCGCUCACUUGGAGCGAGCCAAGCAGAACUUCAACUUUGAGGAGUAUAACUUCUCCCAGUGCACUUUAGAGCAGGUGUUCAUGGAGUUUGCUAAGGAGCAGGAGAACGAGGACGACCAGCCGGGCUUCCCCAGCACCACCUUCCAGUGGCACCGGCUGCAGCAGGACACCCCCACCAACCACGCCGACAGCGUCGUUCAGCAGCUCUGACCCCCCCACGCCUGACGGGGACUACGCCCCAACCUUGGAGGAGCUCCGCCUGCAACACAGGUGGCCCGCGGCGUGCUGGCCCGGUCCGUUCUUACGGGCUCUGAACUUCGCCUCUGCAGGAGGCCCCGCCCUCACGCAGAGGCGUUUUGCCUUCUGUCUUCUUUUUGUUGUUUUUAACUGAACUGACUCCUCCACGGGGGAAGCAAAGCUCCUCCUCCCCCGCCGCUCCCACAACGGCGAUGUUCCAGAAAACUUUCUUCACCAGCACACUCAUCUGCUGUUUUCUGCAGCAGAGCCCCCUCUAACCCCAGACACGCAGCAGGACGCUUCUGUUGGGCCACCAGGCCUCUGGGGGGAGGAGCCUCCUAAGGGCUCCACUUUGAACCCUUUCAGAGCCGGGCGUGUCCCUCACCUGCCUUGGUUAACGGUUGCUGCACAGGUGAGCCUCUGCUGGAGAGCUGCUCUGUUGGUGCAAUAUUAGGAUUUAAUUGUAACUUUUGAUUCAGGUGAAAACGACGGUGCAAAGGGAUUUCUGUUUUCUCUUUUUAAGGCGUUUUUGGUGUCACUCCAACAUUAUUUCUGUCCUCCAUGGUUGUUUACACGUUUACCACUGAGUGAUUUUUCACUGAAGUCUUGUGUGUUCAGAAACAGCGAGACCUGCUGCAUCCGUUUGGAGCUGAACCUUUCCUCUGCGGAGCCUCGCGGGUUUGGAUCUACGGGGAAAGGAGUCUGAAGCGAUUACUUUCAUUUUGGUGGUUGUAAAAUUGCACUUUUUCUGGGAACUUUUAUACCCGUCAUUUAACUUAUCAAGUAUUUAUAAGCGUGUCUGUGCACUGACUUUCCUUUGUGGUUUAGUCGUAUUUCUGUCACCCCCCCCCCCCCCUCCUCCAAGUAAAGAUCUGUGGGGGACGGGCUCUGUGUGAACCUUUCACAAAUAAACGAUAUAAGGUGAGCCGUU
Molecule: messenger RNA, 6149 nt
Organism: Oryzias latipes (Japanese medaka)
Lineage: Eukaryota; Metazoa; Chordata; Actinopteri; Beloniformes; Adrianichthyidae
Gene: abca5
Product: ATP-binding cassette, sub-family A (ABC1), member 5
Biological process (GO): lipid transport; transmembrane transport
Cellular component (GO): intracellular membrane-bounded organelle; membrane
Molecular function (GO): ATP binding; lipid carrier activity; ATP hydrolysis activity
Source: RefSeq, a predicted model, not a curated record